This is a messenger RNA of Mercenaria mercenaria, 2350 nucleotides long. RefSeq names its product LIM/homeobox protein Lhx9-like. The record is from RefSeq and is a predicted model, not a curated record. Bases 565 to 1731 code for a protein of 388 amino acids. Lineage: Eukaryota; Metazoa; Mollusca; Bivalvia; Venerida; Veneridae. Gene Ontology annotation, biological process: regulation of transcription by RNA polymerase II; neuron differentiation. Gene Ontology annotation, molecular function: RNA polymerase II transcription regulatory region sequence-specific DNA binding; DNA-binding transcription factor activity, RNA polymerase II-specific. The transcript has 5 exons. Gene Ontology annotation, cellular component: nucleus.
UGAUUCUUAAGGCACCUGCGGAUUCAAAAUGAAAAGAAAAUCAAACAGAGAUCGAUUUUAUGCUGCUUAGAUAAUGUUGAAAAGGGUAACAAAGUUGUAAAUACCCGAGGGCAGAUUCAUGUACCGAUCAAACAUGUAGAAAAAUCUUGUGACAUUUGAGAGAGCUAUUGUUUGCAUAGUAAAAAACCAGUGGGACGUUGGACCUGUGCGAAAAUCUUCAAAAUCUUGUAAAAACGGAAGGAAUUUAUGUACAAUGGCACAGCGGUCGGUUAGACGGGAUUAAUCGCGGUACGACCUCGGGAAUAAAAAAGAUAAAUGUACAAAAAAGGUUUCGUAAACAAUCUAAAAUUGUGUGUCUUUUCAACAGAUUAAAGAAAAUGUGUUAAAGAGAAAGGAGAGUUUAAAAUGAAACAUUUAUUUGAUGUGCGGUAUCAGAUGUCUGACUUUGUUCUCACAAGUGCACUUACAACAAAUCAAACUUUUUGACAAACUUUAAACUACAUGCUUUUGAAUUCGUAUAAGUCAAAAAGAAGAAAAAGCAUCUGUUGUUGAAUAUACAAUCCCAUGACAAGUGAAAUGUUAGAUCGUGUUUACGUUGGUGCGGAGCCUGAUGUGUUCUCGGACGUACGGACGAACGGUAUAGAGAACGAGAAACAUUAUGACACAAAUAUAAACCAGAUGGUACCGGACUCGUCUGCUGAGAACCAGACAAUUAUCUGUGCAGGGUGUGGAACCAGGAUUGUUGACAGAUACUUUCUGUUGGUUGCCGAGCAGCACUGGCACGUGCAGUGUUUGAGAUGUGCGGACUGCAAUAUUCAGUUAGAUACACAACUGACUUGCUUUAUUCGAAAUGGUCUAAUUUUCUGCAAGCAAGAUUAUCACAGGAGAUAUUCUUUGCAAAGAUGCUCUCGUUGUCAUGUGGGCCUGUCCGCGCACGAGCUUGUGAUGCGCGCCAGAGACUGUAUUUACCACAUAGACUGUUUCCUGUGUUUCUCGUGCAAUAAACCACUGACGACAGGUGACACAUUCGGCAUCCACUGUGACCAGGUAUUCUGUCAGGAGGAUUACGAACAUUUACUGAACAAUUUUAACACAGACACGAGUUACUGUAGUGAUUACAGCAGCACGGGUUUUCCUGGUAACAUGGCUGAUAUGUUGACAUUUUGCGGGGAACCAAUGACAAAGAGCCGCAGCCGGAAACGGAAACACUUACUUGCUCCCGACGGGUGCUUACAGACCUUAGGCAUAUUUACAAACGAGCGUGGAGAGAUAUUGUCACGUGAUGCAUUUAGUACUAGUCAUCCUCCGAGGCAAAAAAGAGUGCGCACAUCUUUCAAGCACCACCAGCUUAGAACUAUGAAGUCUUACUUUGCAAUGAACCAUAAUCCUGACGCCAAGGACCUGAAAGAACUAUCCAGGAAAACGCAGCUCAGCAAACGAGUUCUGCAGGUAUGGUUUCAAAACGCACGUGCAAAGUACCGACGAAGUGCCGCGAAACAAGGCACGGACAUUCCUGAAGACGGCGAUUCUAAGCCAGUUACAGAUGACGGCGACACGCCAUGUAGACCUCCAUCUGCUCUUUCUGACGCCAGUUCUAACCAUUCAGCGACCUCGUCUUUAGAUACGAACAACCAGUCAGUACUCUCGUCUCUGGACGUAACGGAAGACCGGGAUGAAAACUGUGAUGACAUUAACGAAAUGUUUUCUGAUGAAAAUUCUGCAUCGGGUUAAGCAGUAUACAGGAAAAUGGAAAAUACACCGAGAGCAUGUGUUUUAUACAGUUUCACGUCAGUGUUAGCACAAGAAAUAUCGCGAUGUUAUUCAUAUAUAAAAGUGCACUGAGGUUAAGUCUGGACAACGUGAAAUUCUAAAGAUAAUAAUUUCAUCCUUCGUGUUUUCCACACAAAAUAAUUUACAUUAUAAUUAUGUAAUAUAUGUUAUGAAGAAGUGCAUCAAAGCAAUGACACUAAUAUUAUUCCGUAGCUUUGAGCAGCAAACAAUGGUUUUAGUAUUUACCUGGAAGUUGAGUGUGCUUAUACAUGCUUAUAUUUCAAGAUAAACUCUCAGCAUGCCGCUGUUUGCGCCUACAACACCUUAAAAUUUUGUUAUGGAUGAAAAUAUGGGAUCUAGUCAGAACAGAUGUACCCCUAACAUCGAUGUUAACAAAUUUAGUGCUAGGCGUUUUACAGGAUCUAUAUGGGUUUUACAGUGCUUAAGUCAGUGCGGAUCACUUAGUAUUUUAUGUGUAUAUUGUUUUACAAGAAAUUACUUAAAAAGUGCAAUAAACAUUAAUUAUUUCAUUAAACAUAAUAUAAAAUGAUAUAAUAUAUAAAUAAAAUUAACAACCUUA